GGCUCCUAACCCUACAAGAAGCACAACUCUCUCCCACACUCCCAAUCACACUCUCAGACUCCACAGAGCAACGAUGGGCCUCCUAACAAUCGCUGCUGCGGCCACAUUGGGCGCAGGAACUACGGUGGUUGCGGCUCCUCUUGUUCUGGGAGCCAUAGGUUUCACCUCAGUUGGCAUUGCAGGCGGCUCCAUUGCAGCGAGCAUGAUGUCCACCGCUGCUGUCGCUAACGGAGGUGGAGUGGCAGCGGGAGGUCUGGUGGCCCUUUUACAAUCAGCCGGGAUGGCCGGUCUGUCAGGAGGCGCCACUGCAGCCGUAAGCGGCGCUGGAGGAGUAGUGGGAGGACUGGUGGCUGCACUCAUCUGAGACCAGACUGAAAAUCAUGAAGGAAUAAUAAUUUCUCCAAAAAGAAAUUCACAUUGUCGAAUAGUCCAACUGUCAUCACAUAAAUAAAAUGAAUCUGAAGUGUU
Molecule: messenger RNA, 468 nt
Organism: Thunnus maccoyii (southern bluefin tuna)
Lineage: Eukaryota; Metazoa; Chordata; Actinopteri; Scombriformes; Scombridae
Product: interferon alpha-inducible protein 27-like protein 2A
Exons: 4
Coding region: 74-364 (96 amino acids)
Biological process (GO): apoptotic signaling pathway
Cellular component (GO): mitochondrion; membrane
Source: RefSeq, a predicted model, not a curated record